Messenger RNA from Drosophila rhopaloa, 4611 nucleotides. RefSeq names its product transcription initiation factor TFIID subunit 3 (gene Taf3). Gene Ontology annotation, cellular component: transcription factor TFIID complex. Bases 101 to 4450 code for a protein of 1449 amino acids. Gene Ontology annotation, molecular function: protein heterodimerization activity. The transcript has 8 exons. The record is from RefSeq and is a predicted model, not a curated record. Lineage: Eukaryota; Metazoa; Arthropoda; Insecta; Diptera; Drosophilidae.
GAAAACAAUCUACAGUGUAACCGAUGUUGACGAUACAUCGUUUCUUGGUCGCUGCCUAACAACCACCGUUGACGGAAAAAAUAGAUGUGGAAGAAUAACAAUGGCAGACAAAUAUUCUUCAGAUUUGACCCUUGUUGUUAUUGCGCAGAUAGCACAAACUAUUGGGUACAGCAGCACACUGAGUGCACCUUUGGAGUUGUUACAAGAUGUAAUGCAAAAAUUUACGCAGGAGUUUGCCAGAGACCUCCAUGGUCAUAUGGAGCACGCAAAUCGAAUAAGGCCCAAUAUUAAGGACGCACGCCUUAGUAUGAAAAGUUUGAACAUAAAUGUUCAAGAGCUUUUGGAUUAUAUUGGAAAUGUCGAGCCAGUGGGUUUCACCCGGGAUGUUCCCGAAUACCCUAUUAGAAAAGCUGUGAAUAUGAACUUCCUUAAGCCUGGAAGCGCAGAAACCCUAACCCGACCUGUAUACAUAUUUGAGUAUUUGCCACCAAUGCAGGACCCUGAAACACGGGAGAUUCAAGCUGAUGCUCAAAAGGGAUUUUCCCAAAAACGUGAAUUUGGUUUAAAUUCAGAGUUUGAUGUGACGAGUUCGAUGACAAAACCUGGCAACAAUCACAUUAAUUCUCUUUCUCCCAACGCAAUGAAAAAUUUUCCGUCAAAUGCUUUUGACUCGGAUGUUGGUCGCUCAGUCCGAGAAAUGAGCAGCGUGGUAAUGACAACAGGCGGAUUUAUUAGUCCAGCUAUCGAAGGGAAACUCCCAGAAGCUUUCAUACCGGACAUAAUUGAAAAAUACAAAGGUCUGGAUGCGCCGUCUCCCGCGUCGAUAGUUGUCCACCCUUUGGAAUAUUCUCCAAAGUUGGUUAAAUCUGAAACAGAAGGAGCGAUAAGCUCAAAAAAAUUAAUACCUUACCAACAUUCAGAAACAAAAAACUGUAACCAAAACAUUGCAUUAUUGACAAGUGAAAGCACCGAGGCCUCAUUAUUAUUGCAUUCUAAGAAUAUUCCGAUGUCAGCCGCACUGUCUUCUACAACAUCUAAGAAGAGUAAAAAACAGAAACAAGAUUUAACAGGCGAACUCGGCCGAAAAGAUAAAUUCAAUAAUGUAUGUAAAACUGAGGAAAAAUCGCAGCGAAAAGCUUUAAAAUUGUAUCAAAAACUUUCAAAAAACCAAUGUGAUAAUUCAAAUGGUGAAAUGCUCCACUUAAAAAAGUCUAAGAAGCGAGUUAACCGGGGUAACAGCUCAUCUGAUCUCAGUAAUAUACAUCUAGAAAAGAUGCUAAAAAAGCAGGCUAAACAUGUGCAAAAAAGUCUUCAGAUUGAAAAUGACGCGAAAAGCUUUGGCUACUUACAAACUUCUCAAACCAUGAGCGCAUUUCCUUCUGAUACGAUUUUAAAUACAGAAAAUCCUCUUUCAGUUAAUAUCCCUAGUGAAGAAUCUGGGGUUAUAAAGCAGAUUGCGAGUAAUUCCCAAAACUCCAUUUUUUCUGUACAGCACGGUGCAACACAACCAUCUCCAAUUUCUGAAUCGGACAAAAAAAACACAUGCGAACCGGAACGAAAUAAGUUGGAUAUCUUUAAGAAAAUUUCCAAACCCCGAACCAUUCGUCAGGAUGGUGGCGCUAUAUCGGGACCGCCAGGAAUGGGAGUACGUGUUUUUGGUAACUCAAUAUCCGGUUCGCCAUUAAUAAGUCUUCCAUCUGGGACUACAAUAACACCUACACCUCCGUUAGGGCUGAAUACAGAGAACAUAAACGUUCCUAGUGUGAAGAUAAACCAUUUUGGUAUAUUGAAUCAAACACCACACUCACCUAAAGCAGACGUUAAAAUGUCAAUUAUUGAUUCGGUUAAGCCAAAAAAACGAGGCCGCAAACCUGGCGGUAAAAAUCUAUUAAAACAAACCAAUUUUACAUCACAUUCCCUGGUUGAAUCUGCAAAAAGGGAAAAAUCUACGAAUGAAAUCUUACUCCCGCCUUCCUCAUCUGUGAUGGUCGUGUCCCAAAAUAUCUUGAACGUCCCAAUACCAACAGAGCCUCUUAACCUAUGCAAUUCUGAACAAGUCUCGAGUGAAUCUUUACAAAAUUUUCAUGCACAAGAUAAAAAGGAAAGAAAAAAGAACAAAUCAAAAUAUGACACUAGCAUACCAGAAAAUAUAAAGGAAUUCACUAACAACGUGUAUUCCACAGAAAAAAAAACCGCAACAAUAACUUCUUCUAUUUACGCUCCUAAAAAAAAGAAUAUUGUACCCUGUCCAGAUCCAUUUAUGGCAGUUUCCAGCACAUUAUCAAACACAUCAAUGUACUCAGGUAACCAACCCGGAAUGGUUCCUCUGCUUCCGUUGUUGCACUUUCCGCCGCGACCGGGCCUGAUACCUUCGGGACCUGGUCUUUUUCCUGCUGUAACUGGUCUGGUCGGAUUUGGCAAUAAUAGUAACAGAGUCGGUAUUACGCCGUUUAUAGCGUUCUCAGGUCAAGAUGGAUCGGUUCCUGAUGCCGUUAGAUGUCCACCAAAUAAAGAUUCUGCUGAUACUGAUUCUAAUCAGUUCCUGAGACGAUCGUCUACCCAGACGGACCUGCAAAUGGAUCGAAACUACUGCAACGUUGCCCCGUUGGUUCCAGACUCAAUGAAAUUGGCCGAUUGUAAAGCUUUAACUUGUGGCAAUGACUUGGUUCCACCUAAAUUUAUGAAAAAACCAUUAGUGCAGGCUUCUGGAAAUCUUGGUGAUCCAAUUGAGGUCUCCGAUGACUCAGAUGAAUCAAUACAAAACAGGCAGCUGGCUCAAAGAAAAUCCCCAUUAUCAUCUCCAAUCCUUCCUAGAUCAAGCUUGAUACAGCCUCUAUCGUUUGCACCGUCUACAUCUAUAUGUGAAGAUGAUUCCCAUCUGGAUAUAAGAAAUAACUUGCUUUCAAGCUCCAGUGAAUCAAUCAAAAAAUUGAAGAAGCCGGUUAAAAUGACCCUUCCCGAUGUUAAAAACAUAAUUCACGCAUCUCCUUCAUCUUCAUCAUUUCCGCAAUUCAACUUGCCAAAUUUUAUGGGAGGUGGUGACAAGUUCAGUUUAGCUGGGGGAGCCGAUCUCAUCCCAUUGUCAAGAGUGGAUUGUGGAUCUGCUUAUUCAUCUCAUAAGGUGCCAUCUAGUAGCUUGACAGGGGCCGCUACAUCGGGGAUAAACCCCAUUCUGACAAAUCAUAUGAACAUUUCAGAGGAGCAGAAAUUUUUGCCAACAUUUGCAAACUACGAAGAUAUUACAAUCACACCAACUGGAGCAAUGUCGAUAGAUCUUAAAGGUCGCAAACAUCAUAAAAAGCUUAAAAAGAUUAAGGACGGCAAAAUUAAAAAAAAAAAGGACAAAAAAGAUAAAUCAAAGAGAAAAGAUCGAAUCGGCAUAACGUCCUAUAAGACCGACCGAAAAAUUAAAGGGCUUGAAAAAAAACAGAAAAAGGAAAAGAAAAAGGAUAAGGAUAAGCAGAUUUUAAUCCAUAUACCGGAUGAAGCAGAAGAGUUUCCCAGGGUGCCAUUAAUAAAGCAUGUUGAACUUGGAUCUGCUCAAAGUGUACUCGUCAGUGCACCUGUGUUGAAACUAAGUCCAAUGAUUAUAAAACCGACGGUAACGGUCACACGUGCAAUGUCUCCUAAGUUACAGCCGUCUCCAAACCAAAUACCAAAACUAACACUGAAACUUUGUGGAAAAUCUACACCGCUUCCAAUUUCGGAAAACAACACAGAGGCUUCUGAUACAGAAAUAGAAAAACAGACCACUACAAUUCCCGUAGACAAGAUUGAGCGUGAACGCCAUAAUUCUCCGGAGCUAGCUCGCUUUUCCCCAUUAGUCACUGGGCCACCUAAAAACAAACAAUCUGAUACACAUUUAUUGAGCAUCUCCAGCACGGCACCCUCUUUAAACAACAGUUCUAAUAGUUCCGCGCCGUUACCCACCCCAAUAGCUACGAGGCCAACACAGAUUCCGAUAAGUCAUCAACAAACUUCAUCUAAUUCAGCCGGUUGGUUGUCGAAUUCUAAUAACAGUAACGCUGCUUCGUCUACGCUUUCGGCUAGUUCUGUUUUGUUACCACAGCAAUUGAUGUUAAAUCCUAAUCCGAUUAUAAAUAACUUUUCAUCAGUAAUGACCAAUAGUGCAGGGCCCGCACCAAGGAGGGGCUCUUUCAGUCCUGCCACAAAUAUUCCAGAAGAUAGCUUGAAAGUUGCAGAAACAAGUCGCCCGUCAUCAUAUGUUGACGCCGAAGGGAAUCGUAUAUGGAUAUGCCCUGCUUGUGGAAAGGUAGACGAUGGUUCUGCUAUGAUUGGAUGUGAUGGCUGCGAUGCGUGGUACCACUGGAUCUGUGUAGGUAUUACUUUUGCACCUAAGGACAAUGAUGAUUGGUUCUGCCGCGUUUGCGUUACAAAAAAAAGAGUUCAUGGGUCAGACAAGAAAAAGAAACGAAACAAGAAAAAGUGAUUUUUAAUUAUGUUAAAAACAACUUAUUUUAGCACUAUUAUGUAAAUGUAAAUUUUUAUAUUCGUAAUUUUUUAAUUUAUACCUAGAUAACCCGUAGCGGGAUUUCUUUGUCGUAUAAAACAAUUUAAUGCCUUAAUAAAAAUUGUGUUUGUUAUUUUAAA